AUGUUUGUUGAUGCUCCCCCAGAGGAGGUUGAUGUGAGCGACACAGGCUUUGUGGCGGUCUGGUUGAAGCCGGAGAUAUUCAAGUGCUACAAAAAGUCUGGCGAGAUUACAAAAGGCGAAAUUUACUUCUCUUGGGGAUGGGGAGAUGAUCAAAGUCGUGGCAUCUCGCACAAAACUCGCGGGUUUGGAUCUGUUGUCACGGGCACGAUACGGGAUUUCCCGUCCGACACGCCGGACCUGCACAACGACAACGUCAGCAAAGCUGUUUGCGGAACUGUCAUCUGCUGGGAAGCAGACCAGAGCUCUUCUGAAUGGUGGGAUGAAUCAUUGAGGGAGAUAGAUAGACUACCUACCUAUCUAGCCUUGGUAAUUGCCUAG
Molecule: messenger RNA, 378 nt
Organism: Fusarium pseudograminearum CS3096
Lineage: Eukaryota; Fungi; Ascomycota; Sordariomycetes; Hypocreales; Nectriaceae
Exons: 1
Coding region: 1-378 (125 amino acids)
Source: RefSeq, a predicted model, not a curated record